AUGGUUUUCACACGUGAUGACUAUACGGUCGCAUGGAUCUGCGCCUUGCCGCUGGAAAUGGCUGCCGCGAAGGCCAUGUUGGACGAGGUUCACCCUCCUCUCCCCCAGCCAGAAACUGACCACAAUGUCUACACACUUGGGAGGGUUAGCAGCCACAAUAUAGUGGUGGCCCCCCUGCCUUCCGGUGUGUACGGAACCAUAUCUGCCUCAAGUGUGGUGUCACACAUGGUUUCUACUUAUCCGAAUAUCCGAUUUGGGUUGAUGGUGGGUAUUGGUGGCGGAGUCCCGAGCCAAAGUGCUGAUAUUCGCCUUGGUGAUGUUGUAAUCAGCAAACCAACUGCCACUUCAGGUGGUGUUAUCCAAUAUGACUACGGCAAGAUGCUUCGUGAUGGACGAUUGCAGCAUGCCGGGUCUCUUAAUAAACCGCCGUCGGUGUUGUUGAAAGCUAUGUCUCAAUUAGAGAGUGAUUAUAUGACAGGGAAAAGGCCGGUUAGUAAGAUCUUGAUUGAUAUACAGCACAACUGUGAAGAGAUGAAAGAAAAAUAUUCGCGACCGAAAGAUGACUGGCUAUUCCGACCGACAUACAAUCAUAAGGAUAGCGGAUACAAUUGUUCAGCAUGUGAUCACAGCCAGCUAGUGAACCGUCCAGAGCGAAUAACUGAUGGCCCUUAUUUUCAUUAUGGCUUAAUCGCUUCCGGAGAUCAGGUCAUGAAGGAUGCCAAAACUCGAGAUUCUAUUGCUCAAGAUCUAGAUAUACUCUGUUUUGAAAUGGAGGCUGCUGGGCUCAUGGACGAACUUCCAUCACUUGCUAUUCGAGGUAUCUGUGACUACUGUGAUUCCCACAAGAAUAAACAGUGGCAAGGAUAUGCGGCGCUUGCUGCUGCUGCCUACGCGAAGACUCUUCUCCAGUUUGGGUGGUCCCCUUCGGAAGAAACCCGCGAUUCAUAG
This is a messenger RNA of Aspergillus pseudotamarii, 948 nucleotides long. RefSeq names its product 5'-methylthioadenosine/S-adenosylhomocysteine nucleosidase family protein. Gene Ontology annotation, biological process: nucleoside metabolic process. The record is from RefSeq and is a predicted model, not a curated record. Gene Ontology annotation, molecular function: catalytic activity. Bases 1 to 948 code for a protein of 315 amino acids. The transcript has 2 exons. NCBI's taxonomy places the organism in Eukaryota, Fungi, Ascomycota, Eurotiomycetes, Eurotiales, Aspergillaceae.